Messenger RNA from Adineta steineri, 5430 nucleotides. The record is from the annotation of a GenBank genome assembly. Lineage: Eukaryota; Metazoa; Rotifera; Eurotatoria; Adinetida; Adinetidae.
AUGAAACAACGUCUAUGUAUCGUUUGUCUCCUUAUCGUUACUAUAUUAAUAAUUGUGAUACCACUUGCUGUUUACUUCAAACAUCAUUCUAAAAUAGAUGAAGUUGCACCAAUUGGUAUAUUAGAUACAACAACAAUUGAUGCCAUUACUACUUCAAAUAGUGGUGAUGAUAAUAAUCAUCAAUUAACACGUGAUUUUACUUCGGAACCUGAUUCAACAAAUCAAUUAAACAACCCAACAACAAGUACAUCAUACUCAGUAGAAGAUUCGACGUCUGAUAUAUCGACAUUUACAUUGGUAACGGUCUCAACAAAGACUGUUCAAAAUACAGUACAAUCUACUUUUCAAACAACACAUAUGGAUACUAAAGGACAAAACAUAAUGACAACUGGUAAUGCUCAAACAUCACUAUUCAUGACAAGCACAAUGAAAUCUAAUGUUUAUACAGCGUUGGCGAGCAGUACAAAGCAAGAAUUGCGAACAACUGAUAUAACUCAAUUAACAAAGACAAAUAAACAAGAUGGAAUAACAAGUGAAAUAACAACUGCAUCUUCCACAUCACUUACAGAUUUGAAGACGCUAGAGGAUAAAAUGACUACUACAGACAAAUCUAAGUUAUUAUCGACAAUGUUGAUGAGAAGUACUCUUCAGACCUCAUUGAGUGAUGGGACAGCUGAGACUUUCGAUUCCUCGCUCGCAACAGUAACAACGAGUAAUCCUCAAUUCUUAUCGACAAAAAUGACUGUUCCUACUUUCCACUCUGCAUUAGUAACCGUGACAACAAAUUCCCCGACAUAUCUGUUAGAUACAGUAGCACCAUCUACUUUAGAAUCGUCAUCGACAACUAUGAAGUUAGAUAUAUCUGAAUCUACUUCAAAAAUGACGGUAACAAGUAGUUCUCAGUUUGCUUUAGCAUCUUCAACAGGAGACAGUUCUUUAUUCUCAUUGGUACCUAUGGCAGCAAGUACUUCUCAGUUCAUAUCAAAAUCUAUGACAACAGAGAAGCCAGUAUUAUCCUUAACGACAAUGACUACAAGUAGUUCUCAGUUAACAUCUGAAUCAACAACAGAAGAUCGCUUAGUAAUGUCAUCGAUCGUUAUGGCAACGAGUAGUUCACAGUUAACACCUGAAUUAACAACAAUAGAUAGCUCAGUAAUGUCAUCCACACUUAUGCCCGCGAUUAGUGCUGAGUUAGCAUCAGAAUUGUUAAUAACAGAUAGUUUCGUAGCAGCGUCAAUACCUGCGAUGACAGACAGCACUCAAUUGACGUCAGAAUAUUCGACAACAUAUAGUUCACUAUUAUCAUCGAUAAUUACCGGAACGAGUAGUACUCAGUUCGGGUCAGUAUCUUCGACAACAGAUAGUUCAGUAGUGUCAUCAACGCCUAUGACCGCGAGUAGUGCCGAGUUAUUACCAAAAUCUUUAAAAACAGAGAGUUCCGUAUCAGCAUCAACACCUGUGAUGAUAGACAGUAAUCAAUUGAGGUCCGAGUCGUCGACGACAGAUAAUUCAGUGUUAGCAUCGAUAAUUAUGACAACAAGUGAUACUCAGUUAGGGUCAGAAUCUUCGGCAAUAGAUAGUUCAGUAAUAUCAUCCACACCUAUAACAAUGAUUAGUGCUAAAUUAACAUCAGAAUCUCUAACAACAGAUAGUUCCGUAUCAGCAUCCGUAUCUAUGACAACAGACAAUACUCAGUUGACUUCAGAAGCUUCGACAAUAGGUAGUUCAGUAAUGUCAUCGAUAAUUAUGACAACAAGUAGUACUCAGUUACCGUCAGCAUUCUGGACAACAGAUAGUUUAGUAACGUCAUCGAUUCCUAUAACAACAAAUAGUGACAGGUUAACACCAGAAUCUUUAACAACAGAUAGUUCCGCAUCGAUAUCGAUAUUUGUGAUGGCAGACAGUGUUCAGUUGACUUCAGAAUCUUCGACAAUAGGUAGCACAGUACUGUCAUCGACACCUAUGACAAUGCUUAGUGGUGAUUUAACAUCAGAAUCUUUAACAACAGACAGUUCCGUGACAGCAUCAAUAUCUGUGACGACAGAUAGUGCUCAGUCGACGUUAGAAUCUUCGACAACAGAUAGUUCAGUCACGACAUCGAGUCCUAUAACAACAAUUAGUAACGGGUUAACAUCAGAAUCUUCAACAACAGAUAGUACCGUAUCAGCAUCAGUAUCAGUAUCUGUGAUGAUAGCCAGUACUCAUUUAGGGUCAGAAUCAUCGACAAUAGAUAGUUUAGAAAUGCCAUCAACACCUAUAACAAUGAUGAGUACUUCGUUAAUACCAGAACUUUUCAUAGACAGCAGUUCCGUAUCAGCAUCAGUACUCAUGAUGGCGGAGACAACUCAAUUGACUUUAGAUCCUUCGACAAUAUAUAGCUCGGUAAUGUCAUCGACACCUAUCACAACAAUUAGUGAAGAGUUAACAUCAGAGUCUUUAAUAACUGACAGUUCCGUGUCAGCAUCAACAUCUGUAAUGGCAGACAAUAAUCAGUUCACUUCAGAAUCUUCAAUCAUAGAUAGUUCACUAAUACCAUCGAUACCUAUGUCAACGAUUAAUACUGAGUUAACAUCAGAACAUUCAACAACAGACAGUUCAUUAUUAUCGUCGAUAAUUAUGACAACAAGUAGUACACAGUCAGGAUCAGAAUCUUCGCCAAUAGAUAGUUCAGUAAUAUCAUCGACGUCUCUGACAACGAUUAAUACUGAGUUAAUACCAGAAUCUUUAACAACAGAUAGUUCCGAUUCAGCAUCCGUAUCUGUGAUGACAGACAAUACUCGGUUGACUUCAGAAUCUUCGACAAAAUAUAGUUCAUUAUUAUCAUCGAUGAUUAUGACAGCUAGUAGUACUCAGUUACAGUCAGAAUUCUCAAUAACAGAUAGUUCAGGAACGUCGCCGACUCCUAUGACAGCAAUUAGUGCCGGGUUAACAUCAGAAUCUUUAACAACAAAUAGUUUCUUAUCAACAUCAGUAUCCGUUUUGAUAGAUAGUACUCAAAUGACGUCAGAAUCUUCGACAGCAAACAGUUCAGUAAUGUCAUCGAUACCUAUUACAGCGAUUAGUGUCGAGAUGACAACAGAACCGUUAACAGCAGAGAAUUUUGUAUCAGCAUCAAUACCUUUGAUGACAGACAGUACUCAAACGACGUCUGAGUCAUCGACAACAUAUAGUUCAUUAUUACCAUCGAUAGUUAUGACAACAAGUAGUAGUCAGUUCGGGUCAGAAUCUUCGACAACAGAUAGUUCAGGAAUGCCAUCGACACCUAUGAAAGUCGUCAGUAGUUCGUUUACACCAGAAUCGUUCGUAGUGGACAGUUCCGUAUCAACAUCAGUAUCUAUAAUGAUAGGCAGUACCCAGCUGACUUCAGAAUCUUCGACAAUAGAUAUCUCAACAAUGGCAUCGACACCUACGACAACAAUUAGUGCUGCUUUAACACCAGAAUCUUUAACAACAGAUAGUUCCGUGUCAGCAUCAAUAUCUUUCAUAGGAAGUAGUACUGAGUUAGAGUUACAAUCUUCGACCGUAGAUAGUUCAAUAAUAUCAGCGAUAAUUAAGACAACAAGUAGUUCUAAGUUAUCGUCAGAAUCAUCAACAAUGGAUAGUUCUGGAUUAUUAUCGACACCUACAACAAUAAGUAGCUAUCAGUUCACAUCAGAAUCUCUGACAAUAGAUAGUUCAACAUUAUCAUCAGCAGAUAUGAGAAAAGAUAGUUCUCAGUUUACCUCAGAAUCUUCAACAAUUGUCAAUUCAGUAUCACCAUUAACGUCAAUGCCAGGAAGUAGUUCUCAAUUUACAUCAGGAUCCUGGACAAGACUCAGUUCGAUGUUAGCCUCGACACCGAUGACAAUGAGUAGCUCUCAGUUAACAUCAGAACUUUUAACAACAGAGAAUUUUGUAUCAGCAUCUAUAUCUGCGAUGACAGACAGUUCUCAUUUUCCAACAGAACCUUCGACAAUAAUUAGUUCAGUACUAUCAUCGAGACUUAUGGAAACGAAUAGUUCUCAGCUCACAUCAGACUCGUUGACAACUGAUAUUUCAGUUGUGUCAUCGACACCUUUGGUAACGAGUACUUCUCAGUUUUCAUCAGAAUCUUUGAUAACAGAUAGUUCAGUAGUGUCAUCGAUAUCCACAGCGCCAAGUGAUCUUAAAUACUCGUCGAUAACUGUGACUUCACAGAAUUCUGAGCCAUUAGGAACAACUAUGAUAUCAAGUAAUAAUGGUGUGUUGUCCGAAACUAUGACAACAGGGAAUUCUGAAUAUGCAUCAACAACAAUAACAACUGAUCAAUCUGAAUCGUUAUCAACGACAAUGAUUUCGACUACUGCUCAAACAUCACCUGCAACCAUAUCGAUAGGUAAAGUACAAUGGUUUAGAAAUAACAACGUUCAAACAUCAACUUCUCCUCAAUCAGUCUUUUGGAAUAUAGAUAAACCGCUUAACUCUGGACGAUCUAACUUUGGAACUGCAUUAUUAGCAAAUGGACUAGUUCUUGUAGCUGGAGGUUAUGUUAAUUCUAGUACAUUUACUUCACAGACUGAAGUUUACACCUCAACCGGAUGGCAAUUUGCAAGUCUAAUGAAGGUACCACGUGCUUAUCAUACUGUUACUACUUUUGCAAAUAAUACUAAAGUAUUAGCCGCUGGUGGUAACGCUGUAAAUAGUGCACAAACUGCUGAAGUAUAUAACAUGGUUAACAAUGUAUGGACAUUCACAUCAGUUAAUAUGUUAACUCUUCAUUACGCACACACAGCUACUCUACUUGCAAAUGGACGAAUACUCAUUGCAGGUGGAUUUAACGCUUCAGUUAGAAGUGUAUCUGCAGCCGAGCUUUAUAUUCCAUCAUCAAACUCAUUUAUUAACACAACUAAUAUGAAUAUAGGACGAUCUUAUUUUACAAGUACACUUCUUAGUGAUGGAUCCACUGUACUUGUUACAGGAGGUGUAAAUGCUACUAAUUAUCUCAUUUCAUCAGCGGAACUUUAUAUUAAUGGCUCUUGGUUUCUCACAUCCAGUAGUAUGACUAUAAAUCGAGCUUUUCAUGCUGCUGUAUUAUUAAAUGAUGGAACUGUAUUAGUUGUAGGUGGAGGUAACAGUGCAUCAUUUGCAUUUCCAACUGCUGAGAUUUACAAUGCAACAUCAAAACGCUUUACAGCUGUUGGAUCAAUGCAAUAUCGCCGAGGAGGAUUAACACUUACACUCCUGUCAUCAGGUAAAGUAUUAGCAGUUGGUGGUGCUGAUUGGACAACAAGUACAUAUCCACUUGUAUGUGAAUUAUAUGAUCCUGUCACAAGAACUUGGUCAAAUACUGCUAUGUUGAAUCAUGGAAGAAAUUAUCAUCAAACUGUUUUAACAAAGACUUUUGUAUUAACCAUGGGUGGCUACGAUGGAAAUGAUAACAGACUUACCAGUUCUGAAAGAUACAAUUUAUGA